Penicillium mononematosum is the source of this 6900-nucleotide messenger RNA. Its product is annotated as type I polyketide synthase. The record is from RefSeq and is a predicted model, not a curated record. The transcript has 8 exons. Gene Ontology annotation, biological process: fatty acid biosynthetic process; secondary metabolite biosynthetic process. Lineage: Eukaryota; Fungi; Ascomycota; Eurotiomycetes; Eurotiales; Aspergillaceae. The coding region runs from base 1 to 6900 and encodes 2299 amino acids. Gene Ontology annotation, molecular function: fatty acid synthase activity; oxidoreductase activity; phosphopantetheine binding.
AUGCCUUCUGCGCACCAUACCGCAGCGGACGUCCCAAUUGCGGUCGUGGGCUUGUCAUGUCGUUUUCCCGGCGACGCGAGCUCCCCUUCCAAAUUCUGGGACAUGCUGAAGAAUGGCAAAGAUGCCUACUCACCUACAUCAACCCGAUGGAACUCGGACGCUUUCUACCACCCCGGAAACGGCCAAUUGAACUCACUACCCACAAAAGGGGGACACUUUCUGAAAGAAGAUCCGUAUGUGUUUGAUGCCGCCUUCUUCAACAUCACCGCGGCGGAAGCCAUCGCUCUCGAUCCCAAACAGCGGAUCGCCAUGGAAGUGACGUACGAAGCGUUUGAAAACGCGGGCAUGUCUCUUCCACGGGUUUCUGGCACCCAGACGGCCUGUUACAUUGGCUCAGGUCCCAGCGACUAUCGAGGUGCAGUUGAGCGGGACUUCUUGCACAACCCUAAUGCCACGGUUCAGACCGCCUGUUCGUCCAGUCUGAUGGCGACGCAUCUGGCCUGCCAGAGCUUGAAGUCAGGGGAGUCCGAAAUGGCCAUUACGGGUGGCGUGAGUCUGAUGCUCACGCCAGACUUCACUACACAUCUUAAUAAUUUGACUUUCCUCAACCCUGAGGGCCUGUCGAAAGCUUUUGAUGAGAGCGCAGGUGGAUAUGGUCGCGGUGAAGGUUGCGGAAUCAUCAUCUUGAAACGGUUGGCCGAUGCAAUCCAAGAUGGAGAUGACAUCCGUGCCGUCAUCCGUGGCACUGGUGCUAACUCAGAUGGCUUUACACAAGGUGUGACAAUGCCGUCUUUUGAAGCUCAGGCUGCACUCAUCAAACAAGUCUACUCGUCCAACGGAUUGGACUAUUCGACACAAUACGUCGAGGCACACAUCGGCCAUCUCGAAUCAGCGGCUGGUGUAUCGGGAAUUAUCAAAGGCAUCCUAUCGAUGGAGCACAAUCUGAUCCCCCCAAAUAUUCACUUCACUAAAGCCAAUCCUGCGAUUCCAUUUGACGAAUGGAACAUGGCGGUACCCACCAAACUGACGCCCUGGCCCGUUGCCCCAACCAAGCGUAUGAGUGUCAGUGGCUUCGGAAUGGGUGGCACAAACGGCCAUGUCGUCCUGGAAUCGUUCGACCCGGCCAAUUUCAGCACUGGGCCCGGAACGAGCAAUGGCUUUUCCACAUUUGGGAAGACCCGUACCAAGAAACGACUCUUCGUCUUCAGCAGUCACGACCAGGCCGGCUUCAAGCGAAAUGCGGAUGCCCUGGUCGAGCAUCUAGAUAUCGUUGCUCCCGGAGCGUCGAGCUCAGAUUUCAUGGCCAAUUUGGCCCACACACUCUCCGGGGCCAGAUCCAGUCUCUCGUGGCGGGCAACAUGUAUUGCGGAGAACAAGACCGAGCUCCGUGACUAUCUAACCACUAAACCAGGAGACGGCGCCUCUCGGGACGCCAACAGUGCCACUCGUGUCCCACGAAUUGGCUUCGUGUUUACCGGACAGGGUGCACAGUGGGCACGGAUGGGCGUGGAGAUGCUCGACCGCCCAGUAUUUAGAGAAUCGGUUGCGCAAUCGACACGCUUCCUCCAAUCGAUGGGUUGUGUCUGGGAUCCGGUCGUAGAACUGAAGAAGCCCCAAGGUGACUCCCGCCUGAGCCAGCCAGAGAUCAGUCAGCCCAUCUGCUCCGUGCUCCAGAUCGCGCUUGUCGAUGAGCUGCGGUCCGGCGAGAUCGCAGCCGCAUACAGCAUCGGAGCGCUGAGGCACCGCGACGCCAUUGCAGCCGCUUACUUCAGGGGUGUGGCUACUAUUAGCCUUCGGGAUGCGUCAGAUAUCAAUGGCGGCAUGAUGGCGGUUGGCUGCUCGCGAGACGAAGCAGAGGGAUUGAUCGAACAGUCGAAGCUCGAGGGCACCGCUGCCGUCGCCUGUGUGAAUUCACCGUCUAGUGUGACGCUGUCGGGUGACGUUGACACGCUUGAGCAACUCCGCGCCAUCUGUGAUGAGCGUAAGGUGUUUGCCCGGCGACUGAAAGUCGAGAUGGCGUACCACAGUGUGCAUAUGAAUCGUGUCUUUCGCACUUACGCUGAGUUCAUUGAGGAUCUUCAGCCUAUACCUCGAGAGUACAACGAGAACGAGGACGAUGAACUCAUUCAAACCAUGGUAUCUAGUGUGACCGGCCAAGAGGUCGCCCCUGAGCUUCUAGGGCCAUACUAUUGGGUCCGCAACUUGGUGUCGCCGGUCCUCUUCUCUGAUGCGGUAAAGGAGAUGGUUGCCCCGGGCGAAGCUGAAGAAAGUGAUGACACUGUCGACCUACUAAUCGAGGUUGGCCCACACGGCGCCCUGGGCGGACCUGUGGAGCAAAUUCUGGGUCACCACGGUGUCAAACACAUCACCUACAAGUCGAUGCUCACACGCGGACGCAAUGCUCUUGAAACGAGUCUCGAGCUCGCGUCCGAGCUCUUCCUCAAAGGCGUUCCAAUUGACAUCUCCCAAGUCAACAGCGAUAUGAACACCCGUCGACUGACGGACCUUCCCCCGUACCAAUGGAACCAUUCCAAGGUCUUCCGCCACGAGACUCGUAUUCAACGGGAGCUCGUGAUGCGCCAAUUCCCCUUCAAGAGCAUCAUCGGUGCCCAAGUUCCGAUGAUGGAUGAGAGCCAAUAUGUCUGGCGCAACUUCCUCCGGCUGUCCGACGAGCCCUGGAUUCGCGGCCACAAGGUCGGCAGUACUGUGCUAUUCCCCGCCGCUGGCCUCAUUGGCAUGGCCCUUGAGGGCGCACAGCAGUUAGCGGAGCCAAGCAAGACAGCGCGCUCCCUUCGCCUUCGCGAGAUCUCGUUCUCUGCUGCUAUGGCACUUUCUGAAAAUGUGCCGACUGAGGUUAUCAUGCACAUGCGGCCGCACCUUCUUGCAACCUCAGGUUCCACACCAGCUUCCUGGUGGGAGUUUACCAUAUCCUCAUGUGCUGGCAUCGACAAUUUGCGUGAUAAUUGCCGAGGAUUGAUUGCUAUUGACUACACAGAAACGACCAGUGAGCAGAUGGCGAGCGAAGAUGCCAGCUUGGAGGCGUCGAGAAUUGCCGACUACCACCGCGUCCACGAGGGGUCGUCGCACACUUACUCCAAAGAGGACUUCUACAGCCAAUUCGAAAAGAUCGCCUGGAACUACGGCGAGGCCUUCCGGGGAGUCGAGAAUGUCCAUCUUGGCGACGGCCAGGCAACCUACGACGUGAAGAUUGUCGACAUCGGCGAGACCGUUAGCAAAGGACAACUCAGUCGCCCAUUUUUAAUCCACGCGGGUGCUCUCGACUCGAUCCUCCAGGGCUGUCUGGGAAGCACGUUCAGGAACGGGAGGUUCGACAUGGACAAGCCUGUCUUGCCGACGUUUAUUGGCCAGAUAGAUAUAUCGCUGGAUAUACCGGGAGAUGUUGGGUAUGUCCUGCCAGCGGUGUGCGAGUCGAAGAGACAUGGCUUCAAAGAGUUGUCGUCGAAUAUCUACACCUUUGAUAGUGCAGUGUCCAAGGUCAACCUAUCCAUUCUUGACUACCGAGUCUCGGAGCUGGAGAAUGACGCAGGUGAGCAAGAUAGCCAGCAGCUUGAGGUCGAUCCGGCUGAGAUCACCUCGGAAGUGCGCUGGAACUAUGCUCUCGAGGUUCUGGAGCCGGAAGAAAUCAAGAAGGUGUUGUCGGCUGUUGCGGCAGGAGAUCGGAUUGUCGAGCUGAUCCGUCUGUACCUCCACGACAACCCGGCAGCCACCGUUAUUGAGCUCGCACCUGAUCACGAAGCUCUUAUCCAUGCGACAAUGUCAUUGCUGCCCCCCGGAACCAUUCUCCCUAGCCAUAUAAAGUAUGCUAUAGCAGGCACUGGUAACGAGUCUGAGGACCAAGGUGCCACCACAAACGUGAUUGGGACGCCCUUCGACCUGGGCGAUCUGGAUGACCCUUUGCCCGCCGACAUUGCGGCGGCUGAUUUGCUGGUCGUUCCGCAAUCCGUCAGCAAUCGUAAGGAUCUGGGCGCGUUACUGACUCGUUUGACAAGCCUUGGCAAGUCCGACGCAAGCCUGGUUCUCGCUGUGGACAACAGUUUGGAGGUAUCUGCCUCUGUUUUGGAGGCUAAGGAAUUCCGACGUGUCUUUGAUGUUGAGAACUCGGUGGCGCUGUACAAGAAACGCCGAUCCGAGCAUGCCAACGGCCAAACCAAUAGCCCUACUAAUGGCCACACUAACGGCACAUCUACCAAGUCCGACUUGGUCUUAAUCGAGCCACCAGCUACAAGUAGCCGCAUCAACGCUUUCAGCGGUGCUCUACAAACUACUCUCCGUGACCAUGGUUACGUGGUGGCCGUGACCAACUGGGCCGAGAUUAGUGCCCGUGCAGCUCCCGACCUCGAGGGCAACACGUUCAUCUCGCUGUUGGAGCUCGAGCAGCCCCUUCUGGACGCUCUCUCGGAGCCGGAUUUCCACAAUGUCCGCAAGCUACUGCUGAACAGUGAGCGCCUGCUCUGGAUCACAGCCGGCGACAAUCCGUCCAUGGGUGUGGUCGAUGGCAUUCGGAGGACGAUGAGGAGUGAGGUGGCGGGUCUCAAGUUCCAAGUCUUACAUCUGAGUAGCCUGGAUACGGCGUUACUUUGUGGCCCAGCCCUUGCAGGUCGCAUUAUAACGACGGAUACCAAAGAUGAUGAGUUCCAGGAGCGGGAUGGUAUGCUCCAAGUCGCUCGGAUCUUCAACAGUCCCGAGGGAAAUGAGGGCGUGCGCCGUUGUCUAGAGGACUCCGUUCGUGUCGAGCGGUUGGCGGAGCAAAAGAGACCCCUAAGGCUCACUAUUAUGAAGCCAGGACUCAUGGACACUUUGACGUUCAUCGAGGAUGACCGCAUGAAAGAUACGCUUGGAGACACAGAGAUCGAGGUCGAUGUCAAAGCAACAGGUGUCAACUUCAAAGAUAUCAUGGCGGCCAUGGGCCUAGUCGAAGUCUCCCUCAUCGGUCAAGAAGCCAGCGGUAUCGUCACGGCCACUGGUAGUGCAGCAGCCUCGCGCUUCAAACCCGGCGACCGGGUGACGCUUCUCUGGGAGGGCAUGCAUGCCACUAAGCUCCGCAUCGAUCACCGUCUUGCCGUGCACAUCCCCGACUCCAUGUCUUUCGAAGAAGGUGCCGCCCUACCCAUGGUCCACACCACCGCCUACCACGCGCUCGUCAACGUCGCCAAACUGCGCCCUGGCCAAUCGGUCCUCGUCCACGCUGCUGCCGGUGGUGUCGGUCAAGCUGCACUGCAAUUAGCUGCUCACUUAGGCCUAGUGGUCUAUGCGACCGUUGGUAGCGAGGAUAAGCGCCGUCUCCUGGUGGAGAAGUAUAACGUGCCAGAAGCGCAUAUCUUCCACUCCCGUGACACUAGCUUCGCCAAAGCUAUCAAGCGCAUCACGGGGGGGCCGCGGCGUCGACUGUGUGCUCAACUCGUUGUCGGGCGAAUUGCUCCGUGUCUCAUGGACGUGUCUCGCGCCCUUUGGCACGUUCGUCGAGAUCGCCGUAGCACAACCUUCGCAUUCAUCAACAUAGCCAAUUUCUUCGACGCGGAGGGUCUUGAUGCGCUGGGGCAGAUCCUAUCGGACGCCUUUGCCCUUGUACAUAAGGGUGUUCUGGGCGCAGCGUACCCGCUGACAGUGUACCCUGUGGCGGAGCUUGAGACUGCUUUCCGUACCAUGCAGCAGGGCAAGCAUCGUGGGAAACUCGUCCUCUCAUUUGGAGAUGAUGCUCGGGCACCCGUACUCUGCAAAGCUAAAGACAGUCUGAGUCUCAAUCCCAACAGCACCUAUCUCUUUGUCGGCGGUCUCGGCGGCCUUGGACGCAGUCUAGCGCGUGAAUUUGUUGCCUGUGGAGCACGACACAUCGCAUUCAUAUCUCGCUCAGGUGAUUCCAGUGCAGAUGCCAAAACCACAGUCCAGGACCUCACCACCUUCGGCGCCGUUGUCAAAGCCUACCGUGCAGAUGUAGCAGAUGAACCUGCCUUCCUCUCCGCCAUGCAACAAUGCGCCACCGACCUCCCGCCCAUCGCGGGUGUGGUGCAAAUGGCCAUGAUGCUGCGCGACACUCUUUUCGAGAAAAUCUCUUACGCGGAUUGGACGCAACCCAUGCGACCUAAGAUCCAAGGCACACUCAAUCUGCAUAACUACUUCUCCCCCACGCACCCUCUGGAUUUCUUCGUCAUCUGCUCCUCCAUCUCCGGUAUCUUUGGCUAUCCAGGCCAGACGCAAUAUGCCGCUGCAAACACGUUCCAGGACGCCCUCGCCCGCCACCGCCGUAGUCAGGGCCUCAAGGGCGUGGCGGUUGACCUCGGUAUCAUGCGCGAUGUUGGCAUUCUAGCCGAGCAAGGCACAACCGGCAAACUCGCUGACUGGGAAGCCAUUCUGGGAAUCCGCGAAAAGCCCUUCCACGCGCUGAUGAAGAGCCUGAUCAACAGCGAGUGGAAAGGAGACUCGUAUCCUGCGCAGGUAUGCACCGGCCUCGGGACGGCAGAUGUCAUGGCGCGGUUCGGAUUGGAGCGGCCGGAGCAUUUCGGUGACCCGCGAUUUGGCCCACUGAAUGUGCUGAGUAUUACAUCUUCGUCCUCGUUCCAAGACGCCUCAUCCGCUGCAUCAUCAUCACCCUCCACACGUCUCGCUGCCGCGUCCACCUACGAUGAAGCCGUGUCCAUCAUUACGGAUGCACUCGUACAAAAGACGGCGGAGAUCCUGCAGAUGCCCUUGUCCGAGGUGGAUCCCGAUAGGCCGAUGUACCGCUAUGGAGUGGAUUCGCUGGUGGCACUGGAGGUCCGCAAUUGGAUCACUAGAGAGCUGCAGGCGAAUAUGGCACUGUUGGAGAUUCUGGCAGCGGAGCCAAUGAAAAUGUUUGCGGGGAAGAUUGCGGAGAAGAGUAAGUUAGUUACAGGUAGAAAGUAG